AUGCCGCUGCUGAUGUUCAAACAGAAGCAACACGGGCAGUUUCUUCGGGCGAUGCGCCAGCCACCCCGCAGCACGCCGUUUUUCCUACUGGCGGUGUUUUUGCUGCUGUUGGUGUGUUGCACCGCUGGGUGCCUCGCCGUCGCUCCCGCUCGGAAGCACCGCUGCGGGUUUGCCGAGAUGAUGAGGAGGGGGCCGCCGGCGACUGCGGUGGUGCGUGACGUGCCGCGCAGAGGACAGGGCGAGAUGCAUGCGUACACCGUCGCCGCACAAGGCGUGGGGAGUGAGUGGGCCCCGAUCCGCAUCAAGGUGUCUGCGAAGGACAUGGACGAUCAGUCGAAGCACUGCCUCCCAGGGAAGCAUUGGCGCCUGGUCGGCAACAGCUGGAAGGAAUGCACGGAGGACAUGAUGUUGACGGAGGCGAAGAAGGACAUUAUUUUGAAGCAACUCCUCCCGGCCGCAAUUAAGCUGCACGCCGAGCGUCUGUACGUGAGGCCCAUGCAGGAUCCCAUCCGUAUGCCAAAGAAAGAUUUAGGGUUGUGCACCGGUUUAAACAUCCCUUCCUGGCACCACACGAUCGGCGUGAGCGGCGCCGACAUGGUGCUCUACAUCGACGCUCUCCCGGCUAACGGCGCUACCGCAUGGGCGUCUUACUGCGCCUUUCUGGAGGACGGACGCCCGUGCGCUGGUAUCGUGAACUUUGACCCCCAGGCACUUAAAGGCCACUCAUGA
Molecule: messenger RNA, 729 nt
Organism: Trypanosoma rangeli
Lineage: Eukaryota; Euglenozoa; Kinetoplastea; Trypanosomatida; Trypanosomatidae
Product: leishmanolysin
Exons: 1
Coding region: 1-729 (242 amino acids)
Biological process (GO): cell adhesion; proteolysis
Cellular component (GO): membrane; cytoplasm
Molecular function (GO): metalloendopeptidase activity
Source: RefSeq, a predicted model, not a curated record